AUGCGAGAGAUUCCCCUGACGUCUCUGUCGCUGGCGGACUCUAAGCUGAAGACGGACCUCACCAUUGUGCUAAAUGCUCUGGGCAGCAACACCAGUCUGACCAGGGUGGAUAUCAGUGGGAACGCCAUGGGAGACAUGGGAGCUAAGAUGCUGGCCAAGGCCCUGCAGAUCAACAGCAAACUAAGGACGGUGAUCUGGGAUAAGAACAACAUCAGUCCUCAAGGUCUUCAGGAUGUAGCAGCUGCUCUGGAGAAAAACUUCACCAUCCGGUUCAUGCCCAUCCCCAUCAUCGAUGCGUCUCAGGCUCUCAAAGCCAGCCCAGAGAAGACUGAGGACGCCCUGCUCAAGAUUGAGAACUACCUGUUCCGGAACCAUGAGACUCGUCAAUACCUCCAGGAGCAGGCCUACCGCCUCCAACAGGGCAUCGUUACCACCACCACUCAGCAGAUGAUUGACAGGAUCUGUGUGAAAGUCCAGGACCAUCUCAACUCCCUGAGGAACUCAGAGACAGACGUGGUCUUGGAGGACGUCAAGACGGCUGAAAACCUGAUGAAGGAUGCCAGGAACUCCAAAACGCUGCUUCCUAACCUGUACCACCUGGGAGCAGCGUCCAGAGAAGAGGUCAACGGUCAGUCAGUAGGACCCAUCCAGGAGAAACUGGAGUCCAUGGCUGGAGAGGUGGCCAGGGUCAUGGAUGAACAGCUACAGGGUCUGUUGGAGUCCAUGGUGGAUGCUGCGGAGGGUCUCUGUCCCCAUGUGAUGAGGAAGACUAACCUUCGUCAGGACCUGAUCAAAGCCAGCACAGCUAAGAUGGUGGUUCCCCGUAGCUUCGUCAAGAACACCCUGCUGGAACAGUCUGGAGUCGACAUCAUCAACAAGAUCAGUGAGGUAAAGCUGAGCCUGGCUUCCUUCCUCUCAGACCGUAUCGUAGAUGAGAUCCUAGAAGCCCUGUCUGGCUCUCAGCACACACUGGCUGACCACCUGGUGAGGAAGGAGCGUCCUCUGGUCCAGCGGGAGUCUGUGGACCUGGACGUACCCGAGGAGAGGGCUCCUAAACGGGCCACCACGGAGCUGAAUGAGGCAGAAAGGCUGGAGGACCUAGAGACAUGCAUGAUGACUCCCAAGUCCAAGAGGAAAAGCAUCCACAGUAGGAUGCUCCGUCCAGUUUCUCGUGCCUUCGAGAUGGAGUUUGACCUUGACAAGGCCCUGGAAGAUGUUCCUAUCCACACAGAGGACCCUCCUGCACCUUCCCCUGCUCCUACCCCCUCGAGGUUAGAGAAGAGACCGUCAGGGGCCAUGGGAGAACUGCCCUCAGACGAGGCCAAAAAGCUGCAGCACUUCACCAAACUACGGCCUCGCAGGAACAAGAAGAUGCAGUCCAGUAAGAUACCGCAAAUCAGCAGCACCACGUCUCAGGACGGAGAGCAGAACGGCCUGCAUGGAAGGGUUGAUGAGGGGGUGGACGAGUUCUUCUCCAAGAAGGUCACCAAGAUGGACUCGAAGUUAGCGUUACGACUCAGCACUAUGAACAAUUACCUGUCCUCUUGCUCUUUCAGCCAUGUUUAUAUUGAACAGGUUAACUUUCUCCCUCUCUCCCUCUCUCUCUCACUCCCCCUCUCUCUGUCUCUCACUCCUCUCUCUCACUCUCCCUCUCUCUCUCACUCCCCCUCUCUCUGUCUCUCACUCCUCUCUCUCUCCCUCUCUCUCUCACUCCCCCCUCUCUCCGUCUCUCACUCCUCUCUCUCUCCCUCUCUCUCACUCCCCCCUCUCUCCGUCUCUCACUCCUCUCAUUCGCUCUCCCUCUCUCUCUCACUCCCAUCUCUCUGUCUCUCACUCCUCUCUUUCGCUCUCCCUCUUUCUCUCACUCCCCAUCUCUCUGUCUCUCACUCCUCUCUCUCUCCCUCUCUCUCUCACUCCCCCCUCUCUCCGUCUCUCACUCCUCUCAUUCGCUCUCCCUCUCUCUCUCACUCUCCCUCUCUCUCUCACUCCCCCCUCUCUCCGUCUCUCACU
Messenger RNA from Oncorhynchus masou masou (cherry salmon), 2010 nucleotides. RefSeq names its product F-actin-uncapping protein LRRC16A-like. Gene Ontology annotation, biological process: regulation of Arp2/3 complex-mediated actin nucleation; cell migration. Lineage: Eukaryota; Metazoa; Chordata; Actinopteri; Salmoniformes; Salmonidae. The transcript is spliced from 13 exons. The annotation marks the transcript as partial. Gene Ontology annotation, cellular component: lamellipodium; plasma membrane. Gene Ontology annotation, molecular function: protein binding. The record is from RefSeq and is a predicted model, not a curated record.